Molecule: messenger RNA, 682 nt
Organism: Acinonyx jubatus (cheetah)
Lineage: Eukaryota; Metazoa; Chordata; Mammalia; Carnivora; Felidae
Product: disintegrin and metalloproteinase domain-containing protein 5-like
Exons: 7
Coding region: 108-515 (135 amino acids)
Biological process (GO): binding of sperm to zona pellucida; cell adhesion
Cellular component (GO): plasma membrane
Source: RefSeq, a predicted model, not a curated record
GCGCCGCCUGCGCUUCCCCGGAGGCGCUCUGCGCGAGCUGGGCCUCCACCUUCCUCAACGCUUCAACUGCUGUUACACCGCCAGCCAGGCUCCAAGACAGCGGAGCCAUGUUCCUUCUUCUGGUCCUUCUCACCCGACUUGGAGAGCUGCACGCAGACCCCCAUCCCGAUAAAACAUUUCUGGAAACCACAAUUCCUGAAAAGAUUUCAUCAUCUGAUGCAAAAACAGAUCCAGAAAAUAAUAUUGCUUAUAUCAUUACAAUAAAAGGAAAACCAUAUUUUGUCCAUCUCAGAAAGCAAUCAUUUUUAUCUUCGGUUUCUGUUGUUUACUUUUAUGACAAAGAUGACACCCAAUAUUCUAAGCCUUUGUCAGCUCAGAUGGAUUGCAAUUAUCAAGGAUAUGUUGCAGGUUUUCCAAAUUCUCUUGUGUCACUCAACACUUGUUCAGGACUCAGCUUAAAAACAUCUCAUAUAGAAUUGAACCAAUGGAGGCCGUAUCAGGAUUCGUGCACAUGAUUUAUGAAGAAAAAAAUGAUAACACUAAUAUUCCUCUUUUAGGAGAAAAUAAGACUUAUAGCUAUAAUAACUUAUAUUAUCACAUCAGAAGGAGUUCAGAAAGAACUGAAUUUUUCAAGUUAUACCCUCAAUAUCUUGAAAUAUAUAUUGUUGUGGAUAAAAAUCUG